AUGAAUAUGUUAAAGAUUUUAAAAAACUAUAUUCGAGGUUUUAAUUAUGAAUCAAAUAUUGAAAUGACAUCUGAUUAUACAAUUGAAUCAAUUCAAAUGGAAACUGGAAUUCAUAAAGAUUUAUCAAUGAUUGUACUAUUUCUUUUCUUUGCUAUAUUUUGGCUUGGAAUUGAAAAUUAUACGGAUAUUGUACAAUAUAUUAUUGAUUUUGCUAGACGAAGAAGAAAUUAG
Rotaria sp. Silwood1 is the source of this 231-nucleotide messenger RNA. The record is from the annotation of a GenBank genome assembly. Lineage: Eukaryota; Metazoa; Rotifera; Eurotatoria; Philodinida; Philodinidae.